Molecule: messenger RNA, 672 nt
Organism: Kickxella alabastrina
Lineage: Eukaryota; Fungi; Kickxellomycota; Kickxellomycetes; Kickxellales; Kickxellaceae
Product: ChaC-like protein
Exons: 1
Coding region: 1-672 (223 amino acids)
Biological process (GO): glutathione catabolic process
Cellular component (GO): cytoplasm
Molecular function (GO): glutathione specific gamma-glutamylcyclotransferase activity; gamma-glutamylcyclotransferase activity
Source: RefSeq, a predicted model, not a curated record
AUGACGAUCUCCGCGGUUACACACAACCCAGCACCGACAACCAUCGCCCUGGGCACGCCCUGGGAGAACAACCAGCCUCUAUGGGUCUUUGGCUACGGGUCCAUCAUCUACAGGGUCGAUUUCCCAGUCGAAGAGCAGGUAUUCGGAUACAUCAAGGGCCGCAAGCGAGCAUUCCUGCAAGAGUCGCACGACCACCGUGGCACUGACGAGAACCCUGGAAGAGUAUGCACUCUGAUCCCAGCCUGUGAGUGGAAUAUAAUUUUCUCCAAGGACACAGUCGCAGACGACGUGGCGUGCUGGGGCAUGGCGUACAAGGUGAAGAGCGGUAUGGAGCGGGCAGUCAAGGAGCACUUGGAUUUCCGUGAGAAGGAUGGAUACACGAUUGAUUUUGUCGAUGUUUUUGGCAGUGAUAGCGACACGGUGCCAGUGUUGAGCCAAGUCAUGGUAUAUGUCGGAGUAAGUAGCAAUCCAUCUUUCGCCGGUGCAUCAUCAAUCGAGGACACUGCCUGGGUAAUUGCGCGUGCUGAGGGGCCUUCAGGAACCAACCGCGAGUACCUGUUCAAGCUGUGCAACGCGUUGCGCGACAAGGACCCCGAUGCGGUUGACCCGUACCUCGCGCAGUUGGAAAUGAUGGUGAACAAUAUAAUAUUAAACAAGCAGUUGAAUAAAUAA